Molecule: messenger RNA, 1904 nt
Organism: Ostrea edulis (European flat oyster)
Lineage: Eukaryota; Metazoa; Mollusca; Bivalvia; Ostreida; Ostreidae
Product: sialate O-acetylesterase-like
Exons: 9
Coding region: 218-1726 (502 amino acids)
Biological process (GO): carbohydrate metabolic process
Molecular function (GO): sialate O-acetylesterase activity
Source: RefSeq, a predicted model, not a curated record
UGCACGAGAAUCAGAUCUACCAGUAAGUUUUUUUUCUCUCUAGAAAUAAAUACGCUCGGGUAUAAAAUAUAUUGAGAAGGUUCUCUUCCAACUGAUUUGAGUAAGGUGUAAUAAUGUGAGCACCUUGUCUUCACGAACUCUGAUGUAAGACGUGCAUGAUAAGGAAUCUUCACCACAGAGUGUCACCAAUUUUAAACUCAGCCAGACGACACAAGCCAUGUGGUCUAUAAUUUUUUAUACGACCACUUUCAUGGUCUUCAGUUUUACACCGUGUAUUACAAAUGCAGCGAAUUUUACAUUCUCCUCCUACUACCAUGACCACAUGGUGCUACAACAGGGUUCCGCCGGAACAAGCCUAUGGGGACACUCCAGCAAAAUCGGUGACGUAGUACACAUCAAACUAAACAACAAUGAAGUUGCUAGGGCCACGGUAGAUAGUCAUCAGAUCUGGCAAGCGACAUUUACGAGUCCUACUGACCAUGGUCCGUAUACAGUAUCCGCCACGUCCAGCCUGGGGACACUCCAGAUCUCUGACGUUCUAUUCGGUGACGUGUGGCUGUGUUCAGGACAGAGCAAUAUGGAGUUCACUGUUGCUGGAUUAAUCAACGUCACUGAGGAAUACGCAGACCUCGUUAAUUACCCAAAUAUUCGACUGUUUCAAGUUCACAAUGCAUUUUCUGCCACACCGUAUGGAGAUGUACAGCACGAUACUGCGCUGUGGCUGAAACCCAAUAGGAGGACUAUGGUUCAUUACUCUGCUGUUUGUUGGUUAUAUGGAAAAUACUUGUCACAACAUUUUAACUAUCCAAUCGGAUUGGUCGACGCCGACUGGGGAGGGACAAGAAUCGAAGCGUGGUCAUCUCCAGACGCAUUAUCAGCUUGUUCCGGAUUCAGUGGUCAUCGUAAAAGGAAUCAGAAUUCAAAUAACCAGCUUUACAAUGCUAUGAUCUACCCACUUUUGAGAAACACGAUCAAAGGCGUCAUCUGGUACCAAGGAGAGGCCAAUGCUCACCAUGCUAACCAGUACUCGUGUCAGUUUCUUGAGAUGAUAAACGACUGGAGAGCGAAAUUCAGCAAAGCGUCUGGAGGAACAACCAGCUCCUCCUUCCCAUUCGGUUUCGUACAGUUGGCACCCUCGAGGGAGGGAGCGUCAAAUCUUGCCUUCCCCCUGCUUCGGUGGGCACAGACAGCUAAUAUCGGAUACGUUCCCAAUUCUCUGCUCCACAACGUCUUCAUGGCCGUGGCUAUGGAUCUUCCAGACUUCAAAUCACCCUACGGAAGCAUACAUCCACGUUACAAGCAUGACGUAGCUUAUCGUCUGUACCUUGCGGCAUUGGGCGUGGCUUACCAUCAAAGUGGCGUGAAAUUCGAGGGUCCAUUCCCUACAUCUGCUGUGAUUGACAGCACGCACCGCCAUCUGACGAUUGAAUACGGCCGUGGACUAGCUCCUAUCGAAGUCAGAUCCAGUGAUGGGUUUGAGGUUUGUUGUGUAAGCCAUACAACGAAGUUCUGCUCUCCUGCUGACGCCCACUGGAUGAACACCACGAUGACGUCACAUGACUUUGCUACCGUUACCUUGGAUAUAUCUUCGUGUAACCAUGGAAAUCACGUGGUGCAGGUCAGAUACGCCUGGCGGGAGAGUCCAUGUCCUCUCCAUCAAUGCGCAGUAUAUGGGAAGUCAAGUAAUUUACCAGGACCACCAUUCACGUUUCAUGUUAGUUCGUGAAUUAAAAUGAUUAUGAUGUCAACAAUUGUGGAUCAAAUUGGCAACUUUCUUUUAUUUAGGAUAAUCAUCAUUGACGAUUUGAAAAGUUAUUGUUUUUUGUUUGUUAAUUUUUUACAUCAUACCCCGAUGUAUAAAAUGAAUACAUGUAUACGGAUACCUAGUAUGAAUUAAAGAAGCG